Messenger RNA from Phaeodactylum tricornutum CCAP 1055/1, 2835 nucleotides. RefSeq lists its product with no specific name. The record is from RefSeq and is a predicted model, not a curated record. The transcript has a single exon. NCBI's taxonomy places the organism in Eukaryota, Bacillariophyta, Bacillariophyceae, Surirellales, Neidiaceae. The coding region runs from base 1 to 2835 and encodes 944 amino acids.
AUGUACCCGUCACGCCAGCGCAAACACGUCGUCGUUCCGGGCCUUCUGAUCAUGACGUGCGUUUCCUGCCUUUUAAUAGUUCUGACGAUGGAACCCUUAAAAGAUGAUGGUACCGGUCGUGUAAGUUGGAGGCAUACCGUUAGGGAAGGCAUUGACUCUACCAGUAGGAGUUUAGACAAGCCUACCAACUUUGUUGAAGUCAUUGGUAGGUUGGAGGAUGCAGGCCCACUCGCUUCUACACCCGCAAACAUACAUCAAACCAACAUUGAGGUAAGAGGCACAGUCGCCCCUGUUGUAGAGAAGAAAACAGCCAUUGCGGCAUCACCUUCCGACGAUGAUUCAACUGAUAGUCUGGCAGUGCCCUUGUUGCGCCCGGUGCUGGAAUGGCAAACAUAUCAGCAAGAGCACAGUGACGAGGUCCUCGAAUAUGAACUUCUGCAUGACCGACUUGCUAUACGCAAUCGCCGAUUCGCGGUUGUCCCCUAUACCUGCCCACACCGGGUCGGUAACUUCUGGCACAAUGCCGUGCAUACCAUUACUUGGGCCAUAGUCCACAAUCGUACCAUUCUACUGCAACCUUACAAGCUUCAAGACCAGGAUACUAACUGCCAAGGUCGCGUACUCAUUCCAUCCUGGAUCCCGCUCUACGAGAAAUGGCGGUUCAAAUUGGCUUUGCCGAAUCCGGAACCUUGGCCCAUACUGACCAAUAGCGUCAGUGAAAGUGGUUCGUCGGCACUAGAGCCUGCCCACCGAGACCAUAACUCGAUCAUGGUGGCGCGCUUUCCGCAAAUUCCGGAUAUAGACUCAAAGGAAACCAACAUAACCAGAUGCCAAUGGGUAGAAGACCUUUCCCGUCCAAAGUUUCGCGACUACUUGAACCAUCAUGUCGCACAGAACAAGCUCAAUCCCAGGUUGACAUCAUUUCUACCUUCUCGGAUGGUUGAGCUCUACCAAGAAGGCGCUGAUUUUUUGGACGGUAUGCUAUUCCAUACCGUAUUCCCUUUGUCGCCUUCGGCCACUGCUGCGGAUAGAGUUAAUGACGGCAGCACCUUCUCGGUAGCGCUUCAUUCCCGGCACAUUUCUCCGGGUGAUGAUGGCUCGUUUUUACCGAGUGAGAUUGCUUGCCUCCAACACUUACUACUUAAUCAAACGACGGCAACGAGCUGUCGAGUGGUGCUUCUGUCUGAUCGCGAUUUGUCAAUCGAAAUCAUGCAGAAGUGGAUCCACACCCAUACAAAUUGUACGGUGGUGACGGCUUCCGACCACAGGGGCAAAGCGGAUCCCAACGUCACAACAUUCCUUUAUAAAACUCCAGCCGAGCAUGGACCUCAUGCUGGGCUCGGUUUCUUGGAUGAAAUCUCCAUGGCAACAAAUUCUGUUUUGGACGCGGUGGUAGGAGACCCACAUCGUUCCAGUUUUGAAAUCUUGCACAAGCUGGCCAUAUAUCACCGCGCCACGGUGGACGUAAGUGGAGGAGCUACCAAUGUCGAUGCUGCUUCGACUCCCCUUCACUUUUGCGAAUUGCCCUUGAAAAAAGUCAAAGGCUACAACUAUGGUCCCAAUACGCCAAUGUUUCGACAUCCCAGGAAUGUCGAGCCACUACCCGCGAAAGAAAUACUAGACGUCUACAUUGCUAGACAUGGACACGACGUCAUGCAGCGUGAAUGGGAGGAUCAUGGAGAGCUUUGCGCAACGCGUCAAUUCUUGGUUGUGCCGUUCGACUGCAAUUCUUCCAGCACUGACUGGACUGGAACAAAUCAGAGUAGUAGCAGCAUGGACGACUGGUUAAAUGGCAUGGUGUGGGCAGUAAUUACAAAUCGUACCGCGCUGUGGACGUGUAGGACAUGGUCAAGCAAAUGGCGCAAAUUUGUACCAAGGAAGAAGAACGAAGGCCGUCCCCAGUCGUUUCGAAAUACUGUUGUAGAAAAUGGUAACCAGCACGACAAAAAGCACCCUUAUCGGACAUUAUGGAGACCACAACCGUGGAUGACGAAAUGGGAAACUUGGGCCAAUCAAGUAAAUGUGAAGGAGGAGUCUUUGGAAACGUUCUCGACGUUGCGUACAAGCAGGUUAGCACGCGUCCUCCGUUUUUCGUCUGAUUUUCCUCCAUUGCCGUUGUCAACCACAAACCCCAGGAAGACGCCCACUGGACACACCUCGCCAGCGACUGAGCAGAAUACAGCUCUAUCUCUCUGGCAAUUCCGUUGGGAUACCCUUUUCGAUCAGGGUACAGACUACCUGUAUGGAAUGCUGCACAAGCAUACUUUGGAGUGGAGAACGACGCAGCGACCAACAAUUCACACAAGCGAUUCUUUAAGUACAGAAGAAGCAGCCGGCUUCACCGUGGGAUUGAUUAUGAAUCAACCACCUAGGUUGAUGAGCACGUUUACUGGAAGGCAAAGGAUUAAUAGGGAGCUUACAGACUGUCUCGAUCGCCUACUACCCGUGACAACACAGGCCUCAACCACGAACUUGACACGAGCGAUAGCAUUAUCCUCGUCCUUCUGUACGAUUUUACUUGUGGGGUACCCACUAGACACUGUCAUGGAGGAGUGGUUGCGUUCUUUUCGAUCAAACUGUCGACUCCGUACGAGUCACAACAAGGAAAACCGUAUGCAAUCCUCAUCGUUUUCGAGCAGCGGUCUCUCGCGAUCGGACGCGGACUUUAUUUCGCAAGCGCGGGAUGGUUUGGUUGUAUUCGCGGAAGGUAAUUCACUCACUGCAACCGUCAUCCGCCAACGAAUUACCUACGAGCGAACGCAAGAAACGUGGCAACUCGGUCGCGUACCGAUGCAGUUGUCACCACUACGAAGCUGCCUUUUGUCGGUUGGCUAG